AUGGGAUUCGUUGGAUUCGUGACUCAGGUCUCCAACGAUCCGUCGCCUUUGCCGGCUUGGCUGGACCAGCAGGAGCUUCAGAGUCUGCUCAAACAGGAGAUGGAUGACUUCAGGAGCAUCCAGACCAUUCGGGGCAAGUGGGAAAUGAACCUGGUGCAACCCACCUUCAGUGUCCAGCUCCAUGUUGAAUGUGCGGGAAACAUGAAAAGAGGCUUAAGUUACUUGGUGAAAUCCUCGGAGCCAACUCCCAGUGGUAGGAAGUUCCCCAUUGAAGGGGACUUCUCGAUGGAGCUGCGAAUGUACGAAGACAUUCUGCCCGCUCUAGAAUAUCUCUACAAGGACGCGGGACAGGUCAGUAAAUUACUCAGAGAAAAACACGGCAACUUCCACUGCCUGUUCUUGGACCAUGCCCAGAAAAGGGACUACAGUAUGGCCAAUACCCUUAACGGCCUGGAAAGACCCGCCAUGGAGGCAGUUCUAUCGAAACUAGCGGCUUAUCAUGCGGCCACAGCUCGCUAUAUACAGACGAGUUCCGAUAAGAAAAGAGUGCUUCCAAAGCUCGUGGAAGGUGGGGAAGGCGGCAUCGGCAAGCUGAAGAGCUUGCUUCAACUUAGAUUCCACGCCACACUCCACUCGCCACAGAAAGCGUUCCAGAAAUACGUUAGAGGACUCAUAGACCAUUCAGAUACUAGGAAUUCAUUCAAUGUUAUCCUGAUUGCGUCCUGUUUUCCCAACAACAUAUUGAACAACACUGAUGCUUUUGGCAACGUGAAGGACUCGCUCUUCGUUGACUUUCACGCCGCCAAAUAUGGACCAGCUGUCUACGAUCUUUUCAGCCUGCUUUUAACAAGAACACAGUACUACCACGAUCGGUUAACAGCUAAUUUUACCCUGCUCAAGUAUCGGGGCAAGCAGCUCAGCUUCACCGUGUUUUAUCUGGAUCUGCUGAAGUACGGCCACUGGGGUGGUCAGACAUCAUUUGAUAUCCAAACCAUAACUAAUACCUUGCUUGUAUCUUAUCGAUCGUUCUCGUACUUUGGCAGCGAUGACGCUGACAUCGUGGAGCUGUUCGGAAAUCCAUUGUUUUCGCUGCAGAUAAGGGAGCUUCUGCCUUGGCUGGAGAAUCGUGGCUACUUCGAAGAGGAAUAG
Drosophila guanche is the source of this 1149-nucleotide messenger RNA. RefSeq lists its product as uncharacterized. The record is from RefSeq and is a predicted model, not a curated record. NCBI's taxonomy places the organism in Eukaryota, Metazoa, Arthropoda, Insecta, Diptera, Drosophilidae.